GCUCUGGCAAACAGACCGGAAACGCUCACUAUAAAUAACGGAAACCGAAGUCAUACUCAAUCCAAUUCAGAUUUCACUCUCAAAGAGACAGGUCGACAAAUUCUACAAAGGCAUUUUAGGAAAACAAGAUACAAUGACCGGUUUUUCUGACAUUCGUUCAUUUCUAACACAACAUGAUGUUACGGAGCGGGUCAAGGAGCUGCAGCGUGCUAUCCAGGAAAACAGUCUCAAACUGGAAGAGGUCCGACAGCAGAGGCUGCAUGUCGAGGAAGAAAAAACUCAGUGCACCAGGGAGGCUGAGCGAAGGAUGGAGUUGAUGAAGAAGAACAGCAGAGUUGUUGAUGUUUUACAGCAACUGGGUCAUAUGCUGCAAGAAGAAAGGCGUCUUUCUGAACAACUGCAUGGUCAAGACUCUGAAGACAGAAACCAAAAGAAUGAAGAGGACAGGAGUGAAUGUUUCAAAAACAGGGCAAGAAGCCUCACUGCUGAAAUUCUGGACACAAAACAACGUCUGGCGGAGGCCAAGGCUCGUAAUAUGGCUGCAGAGGCUUUGAUCCACCCACCAACCAGAAAGUCAAAGCAAAAUCAAAGCAAACCCAAGUGAAUCAAACAUUUAAAGAUUGAUUUGUAAAUUACAGGUACAUUUGUUUACAUUUUUUGUUGAAUUCAAUAUUUGUAAUUGAUUUUAUAUUUAUACUUUGUUGAACCUAAUAAAAUUUUGACUUGA
Molecule: messenger RNA, 727 nt
Organism: Seriola aureovittata
Lineage: Eukaryota; Metazoa; Chordata; Actinopteri; Carangiformes; Carangidae
Product: GRB10-interacting GYF protein 2-like
Exons: 5
Coding region: 134-604 (156 amino acids)
Source: RefSeq, a predicted model, not a curated record